CCAAAGGUCUAUUUUUAUUAAUUUUGACCGUUUUCUGAGGCACGAAGGUUAAAACGACCCCAGAGCCUGCGUCGUCGUGGGAGGACAUUUAGGUCAAGGGCUGUUUAGUGGAUGCUGUCGUCCAGAGUGACCUGCAGUCACUGCAUGACACGAGUACAGAUAAGAUGCAGCAAAUGUAUCUUACAAAUCUAGAGCCUAGCCGAGGUCAAUGUCACAGAUGGAAACGGAUGCUUUCCUUUGAACGCACACACGAUAAAAAAAGAAAAUGCGACAAAAAAACAGAAUAAUUCAGCGUCUGUGAUUAGAGAUGGAGAUGUGUUUAUUUUAUUUUUUUUAAAUGUGUAUGUAAUGUAUCAUGUUACCCGUUUCUGUCGUUUUGCAUCGUUCUCUGCAGGGCUGUUCAACCUGCGUGGGUCAGACAUCGAAUACAACCCGGUGUUCUUUGCCUACUCCGUCGUGGGCAUGAAAACCAUCAGGCUGUUUGUGGACCUGAAGCGUCUGGAGGACCCGGCUGUCAGGCAGCACCUGCAGCUGGACGCCCCCAGCAGGCCCGAGCUCAGCAUCCAGGCGUCCCCCUACGAGGCGGUCCACACGGAGCUCCAGGCCGUGUGCGCCGCGCUGGGCCCCAAGGACAAAGUGUGGAUCUGUGACAAGGCGGGCUGCGCCCUCACACAGGUCAUCCCCAAGACCCACAGAUCCCAGAUCUCUUACACCCCACUCUGCCUGGCCAAGGCCGUCAAGAACGCCACCGAGAUCCAGGGAAUGAAAACAGCCCACAUCAAGGAUGCUGUCGCCCUUUGUGAGCUCUUUGCCUGGCUGGAAAAAGAGAUUCCAAAGGGCACCGUGACGGAAAUCUCCUCCGCAGAUAAGGCUGAAGACUUUCGCAGCCAACAAAAAGAUUUCGUCGGCCUGAGUUUCCCCUCAAUAUCCAGUGUGGGUCCCAAUGGAGCCAUCAUACAUUACAGACCCCUGCCGGAAACCAACAGAACUCUCUCGCUAAACGAGGUCUACCUGCUCGACUCCGGGGCGCAGUACAAGGAUGGAACCACAGACGUCACUCGUACCGUGCACUUUGGAACCCCUUCUGCCUACGAAAAGGAGUGCUUCACCUACGUACUGAAGGGACACAUCGCUGUCAGCGCCGCGAUCUUCCCCAACGGAACCAAAGGCCACCUGCUGGACUCGUUUGCCCGUGCGGCGCUGUGGGAGGCGGGGCUGGACUACCUGCACGGGACGGGGCACGGCGUGGGCUGCUUCCUCAACGUCCACGAGGGGCCCUGCGGCAUCAGCUACAAGACCUUCGCCGACGAGCCCCUGGAGGCCGGCAUGAUCGUCAGCGACGAACCUGGCUACUAUGAAGAUGGAUCUUUCGGCAUCAGAAUUGAAAAUGUGGUGCUGGUCGUGCCAUCCAAACCCAAGUACAACUACAUGAACAGGGGCAGCCUGACCUUUGAACCUCUCACCCUGGUGCCCAUGCAAGUGAAGAUGAUGAACACAGACAUGCUGACUCAGAAAGAGCGGGACUGGGUGAACGACUACCACAGGCAGUGUAUGGAGACAGUGGGGGCGGAGCUCCGAAGACAGGGCAGGAAGGAGGCCCUGGAUUGGCUGAUCCGAGAGACCCAGCCCAUCGCCUGAGACCCCUCCCCUCACUCCCUUGCACUCGCAGAAUCCCUCGCCCCCGCCCCCCCCCCCCCCGCCCGCCCCAACCAGCACCGAUCCUUUUGAUAAUGACGCAGGAUUCUGUGUUUCCAAUAGCUCUGCAGUGAUUGUCGUGGUACUCUGUGCCGUCUUCAUCUGUCACGCUCUGCUUCUUUUGUAAUUCGCAGCAUGGUGUACGCUGUUUUAACGUAAACACAUUAAAAUGGCAAUGAAGUCGACGAUGGUCG
Messenger RNA from Gadus chalcogrammus (walleye pollock), 1889 nucleotides. RefSeq names its product X-prolyl aminopeptidase (aminopeptidase P) 1, soluble (gene xpnpep1). The coding region runs from base 349 to 1638 and encodes 429 amino acids. Gene Ontology annotation, molecular function: metalloaminopeptidase activity. The record is from RefSeq and is a predicted model, not a curated record. NCBI's taxonomy places the organism in Eukaryota, Metazoa, Chordata, Actinopteri, Gadiformes, Gadidae. The transcript has 13 exons.